AUGGAAUGUUUACGAGAGAGCAAAUACUAUUUGACACCCUCUCGCGCGGGGUUAGAUUCUUACUCAACUGCUACUAGCUCGUCAGCCUUCCUUCCAAAUUCACAAGACAGACCAGUAGAGGUGCUAAAGGUGUCUCAAAUUUUUCCCAAAUCGAACAAAAUAAAAUUUCCCAUUGAAAUCGAACAACUUCAUCCUAAGGCGUUCAACAGUGGCCUUAGAUCGGCUUCAAAGUUGUUGACUUCAUCCUCUCAAUCACUUCACUCCAAGUCAGCCAACAUAGGAUUUCAUUCAACUGGAGUUAAGAGUAUGGGCAGAGGCCAUGCGCAUGGCCAAGACGAACCAUACUACCUUCAUGCUAAGCACACAUACAACUUUGGACAGGAUGAAACACUAGGAGCUGAUCAUGUCUAUUGGUGUUUUCACAGCCUUCAGCAUUGCUGUCAUAGUUCUCGUGUAUGCUGUCAUUUUCCAGCAAAAGAAGACUGCAUCUGCCUGAAUUUUGAUGCUUGCCUGAAUUUAGGAUGUUUUAGCAUUUUUGACUGUCUGUUCACCGUUGAUUAUCGGAAUUUAGGAUUGUCAGUUAAGCGCUUAGUUUUAGUAUUGAGUUUUAUGGUUGAUGAGGUAUUAGGGAUGUGGCAACAUCUAAAGUUAACAGAAGAUGAACAAGAAGAGAUUAUAGAGGAUGUUCCCAAACCGGAUGAGACCGAUGGAGAGAAACCAUGGCUAGUGGGUCGACUCCUAACCGAAACACCUUUCAAUAAGCAGGGGUUUAUGCGAACUAUGAAGACAAUUUGGCAGUUGGUGAAAGAGGUUUCAAUUUUUGAGAUGGAAAACGAUAUUUUUCUCUUCAAGUUUUGCUCGGAGAUUGAUCGGGAUCGUGUUGUUGAUGGUAGCCCAUGGACAUUUGAUAAUUUUCUAUUGUGUUUUGCUGAUUAUCGUGGAGAUCUUCGACCGGAUCAGUAUGUGUUCACAAAAGAUGAAGCAUUGGAGGCUGAAGGAGAAUCAGUUUUCCAUAGGGUGAGGGUUUCGAUUGAUGUCACUAAACCUUUGAGGUGUAUGAUUGCGGUAAGGGAUGGUGAUGGCUUAGCUCAAGGUCGCCUCAGCUAUGAACGACCUCCAUUAUUCUGCCCAAUUUGUAGUUUGUUGGGGCAUGGCGAGCCUGACUGUGAUGAUCCUUCUGCUAAUGAUGUUCGAGAGAGCGGAAUGUAUCAGAACAUAGGAGGUCUGAUGGAAUCAAGGGGUGCUGGCAAGAAUACGAAUAGGGUUUUGUUUAUUGAACGAAGUGCUGCCAUGGCUGCCGGUCGGAAGGCUGUAACGGCGUUGCCAAGGAAGGAGAUGGUCAAUAGGGGUGCUAAAAUUUCGGUAUUUCAUGAUCAGAGGAAAGUGUUAAGUGAGGAGUUUGUUGGAGAUAAUCUUGCGGGUUUGUUGGACAAGGAACGGGAGAGGUUUGGGGCAAAACUUAUGGUGAGUGAUCAAGUUGGAAAUCAAGGGCAGCGGGUUUCAAGGGAUUUGGUUAGAAGUGAAAUCCCUCGUUUAUGUGGAGAAGGUGGAGAAGUAAAUAAGGUCAAUGCCGUGGCUGCGAGGAGGAAGGAUAUUGUGGGUCAUGUGGAUUUGGGCCAAGGUUUGGGCCAUCAUACAAAUAAUAGAAGAGAAACAAGUCCAUUGACUAAGCUGUUGCUAAAACGCCAUAGUGCCGGGAGUGAAAGCACAACAGAGAAUAGGAUGUCGUUGGGCAAAAGAAUUGGGCAAGGAGGGGCUGAUAACAAUGAGGAUGGAUUGGAUGAAGGUGAGAAGAAGCUGAAGAAGUGUAAUUCGGCUUUGAGUUUUGAUGUUUUAAUGGUGGAGGUGCUGCCAAAGACAAAGAAAAGGAAAAAGCCACAGCGUCGGUACUUUGAAACGACAUGGUACAAGGAGCCUCACUUUGAGGAUCAUUUGAGAAGUACUUGGAGUCGAGGUAUGGGGUUAAAUUUACCAACAAAAUUACAUGAUGUAAGUGAGGAUUUACGGUCUCAGUUUGCACAAAAAAUGAGUGUUGUUAGAGAUAAAAUUGAUGCUUUAAAUAAGGAGCUAGCACCUUUAGUGGGAAUGAAUGGGAAUGUGGAGCGGCAAAAACAGGUUAGGGAAGAAUUAAACAAACUUCUUGAGGAGGAGGAUGCAUAUUGGAUGCAAAGAGGUAGGGUCAAUUGGCUGCGAGAUGGAGAUAGAAACACUAAAUAUUUCCAUGGCCAAGCUGAUAAGCGAAAAAAGAAGAAUACUAUUCUUGGAUUGGAGGAUGAGAAUGAGUUCACAGCGGAGGAGAUUCAUGAUGCCCUAAAACAAAUGCACCCCAUAAAGGCACCAGGUCCUGAUGGUAGACUAAUCACUAAUAACAUUCUGGUUGCUUAUGAGCUUCUUCAUACGCUCCGACACAAUCAGAAAGGGAAAAAUGGCUACUUUGCUCUGAAGCUGGAUAUGAGCAAAGCGUAUGAUCGGGUGGAAUGGGAUUUUUUGGAUGCGGUUAUGAGACGAAUGGGAUUUGAUGGUAAAUGGGUGGAUUUGGUUAUGUCUUGUGGAUUGAGGCAAUGUGACCCACUUUCACCAUACCUGUUCUUGUUUUAUACGGAAGCUCUUUCUACUAUGCUUAAUGAUAGUCAAGCUAAAGGUUUACUACGAGGUGUAGCUGCUAGUCGAAAUGGUCCGCGGGUGAAUCAUCUGUUUUUUGCUGACGAUAGCCUGUUAUUUGGCAAGGCCAAUUUGGUGGAUAGCAAAAGGGGGAAGGACAUACUCACGAGAGCAGAGCUCAUGAGGUUGCUUGAUGUGGGAGAACAGGAUUGCAUUGCAAAAUAUUUGGGUCUACCAGCUAUGGUAGGCCGAAACCGACGACAUGCUUUUGGGGAGCUUAAAGAUCGCAUAUGGAAGAAACUCCAAAGUUGGAACACUCAAAUGCUGUCUCAAGGGGGUAGAGAAGUUAUGAUAAAAGCAGUUUUGCAGGCCAUUCCCACAUACACUAUGAAUGGCAAUAUGGAUGAGGAUUCCCGAGUCAUAGACCUUAUUGAUCGAGAAGGGGGUGGCUGGAAUAUUGAGCUUAUUGAAAGUAUCUUUUCGGAGGAUGAGGCUCUAGCUAUACGGCAGACUGUGUUGAGUAGAGCCUCCUUGCCUGAUCGUUUGAUUUGGGAUUUUGAUAAUAAGGGGUUUUACUCGGUUCGGAGUGGGUAUCGGGUACUUUGUAAUAUGCAGGAGGAUGAUGAAUUUAGGAGUGUGGAGGAAGUUGAAGAUGACAAGCAAGUUUUAAAGCAAAUAUGCAAGAAUGGGCUAGAAACAGUUGCUCACGCCAUUAAAGAUUGCGAGCAUGCAGCUGCUGUUUGGGAAAUUGUGAAUGAUCAAUAUAGCAGGGGAAAGAAUGUUGUGCCGCCUGGUUCGGGUUUCUUUGGUGAUUUGAGAUGGCGGGAGUUGUAUAUGACAACUAGAUGCCAACAAGCCACAAUAGUUUUGCCAAAUCUGACUGACGACACACAUUGGAGGAAACCGAGAAGUGGUUUUGUAAAGAUAAAUUUUGAUGGUUCCUUCAUAGCGGCCACGAAUAGAGCAGAAUGUUUAGCUGCUAUUAAAGCUCUAUGGUGGGCAAAAGAUAUGUGCUUUCCACAAGUUGAAAUAGAAGGAGAUGCUUUAUCGAUCAUCCGCAAAGUUAAUGCUUUGGUACCUGAUUUGUCACCUAUUGGUCCUUAUAUUGAGGAAUUAAAACUUCUUAGUUCACUUUUUGUUUCUUGCUCUUUUUUACAUGUAAGAAGAAAUAUUAAUGCAGUUGCUCAUGGCCUAGCUAGCCUUGGUGUUUCUCUACCUGAGGAAAUAGUUUGGAUAGAGGAAAUACCAGAUGCAGUUAUGGCUGCUCAUCAUUUGGAUUGUAAUCCCUUACCAACUUAA
Corchorus capsularis is the source of this 3900-nucleotide messenger RNA. NCBI's taxonomy places the organism in Eukaryota, Viridiplantae, Streptophyta, Magnoliopsida, Malvales, Malvaceae. The record is from the annotation of a GenBank genome assembly.